AUGAAGAGCCCCCAAAGUCCUGGCUUACGCGGAAAGUGGAAUCUUCGCCUGCAGCGAAACGGUCCAAAGCAGCUGGCUGGACGACGUGCUUUCGUCUUGUACAAGGACGUGUGCGCCCCUCGACCAGAAGAGGAGGAGGCGUUCUGGAGGAACUCAUGUCACCUCCCUCCAACCUUCCAGUCCUGGUUCACCAUCACCAACUUCCACGUAUGGCUCCUCACUGCUCGCCUCCGUGCGCUCCCCGUAGAGCACGCGCGACACUAUGAGCAAGCCCUGCUCGACCACUUUUUCAUCGACGUCGAGGACCGGAUCCGGGCUGUCCUCCAACCUCCAACCUCCUUCGAGCUCCCAACGCCAUACACUUUCAAGUCAACGUUCUACACCAACCCUUACGCUCCGUUACCAGAAGGAGAAGGAGAGGAGGGCGACAAGCGCAAGAAGGCGAAACCAAGAGGAAGGGCACCGGAUAGGAUCGUGAUUCGGCAGAUGAAGAUCUUCAAGGAGCAGUGGAUGGGGAUGGGUAUUUCGCUUUCCCUCGGGCUCGUCCAGUCGGACCAAGAGCUCGCAGCUGCGAUUUGGCGGAAUCUGUUGGGUGCUAGAGGUGCGAGUGGGAUUGCGUUGCCGUCUUCUUCCGCGGAGACGAAUGGAUACUUCAGGCGAGCGGUGAACUUGGUUGGAGGAGAGGUCGUGAAUCUUUUGAAGGAGGAGAGGACGGACGAAGGGUCGGGCCUAUAUAUUUGUGUAGAGUACGACGAACAAUACGAGCGGUUUUUCAAGUGA
Cyclocybe aegerita is the source of this 780-nucleotide messenger RNA. The record is from the annotation of a GenBank genome assembly. NCBI's taxonomy places the organism in Eukaryota, Fungi, Basidiomycota, Agaricomycetes, Agaricales, Hemipholiotaceae.